AUGCUUUUGAUCACAAUACCGUCUAUCGAUUCGUCUAUUCGUAUUAUUGACGAUUGUCAAUUGUUGAUUGUGGGUGGUACAACAUCAGCUUUGGGUGCAAUAAUAUCUGCUUCAAAAUUCCUCAAUUCACGUACAUGUCUAUUAGAACCAACUGAUUGGAUUGGUGGACAGUUAACAGCUGAACUACUAAGUGCACCUGACUUUGCUUGGCAUACAAUAAGAGAUACGGAUAAUUUUACUCUCAAUGUUCGUGCUAUCGAUCAACAACUAAAUAAUCAAAAUCCUCUUUUUUCAGAAAUGCUUGCUGUUCUUGGAAAUACUGGUGGUUGUCAUGUAUCUCCAUCGUGUUCUACUCCUUCAUUAUUUCAUUCUCAAGCAGUAUUACCACAAGUAAAUAACACUCGUAUAUAUUAUAACACUGUCAUCAAACGUGUUAAGAAAGAUGCAAGUGGUCGUCGAAUAACUCAAAUAGAUGCUAUACAACGUACGUCACGACAAACAGAAGAACGUUGUAGAUUUUUAUCUGAAGAAUUACCUGAUUGGUAUUCUCCAAAUGACAGUGCAUGGUUUACGAAAACUGAACUGUCAUUCACAAAUCUUUCAUUUGUUAUAGAAGGUACAUCAUGGGGUGAAGUAUUGGUACUAUCUAAUGCAAGUUAUCUACAAGGUUUAAUGGAACAAUUUGAUGGUGAUAUAUCUGGUAUUGGGAAUUCAACAUGUGGUCAAGCAUUUACAAUCGGUUUUCUGGAACAAUUACGAGAAAUACCUGUUGAUGAACCACCUAAUCCAUUACCUGAACCAACUGGAGGAACGAAUCAUAGUUUUGGACGUUAUACAUGGGAAUGGGUAUGGACAGACCGAAGAGUAAAUACAUCUGCACUGAACUCAAGCACAAUUGCUGUGAAUGACAUAACAAUACAAAAUUGGGGUGGAGGUAAUGAUUAUGGAAAAGAAUUCUUUUAUCUGUCUCCAUCUGAUGCACAACAUCAACGUGAUACCAAUCAUUGGGAAGGUGGAGUUAAUUUGAAUGCUAUUCAAAAUGCUGAAAGACAAGCUUACAGUUAUCAUUAUUGGUAUCGAGAAAAAGCACCAGCACAAUGGGCAAAUCGAACGGUGCUUAUCAGAUCAUCAUCAUUAACAGGUACAUGUCAUUAUUUGGCAAAAUUACCCUAUAUGCGAGAAUCACGUCGAUCAAUUGGGUAUCAAAACUUCUUAAUGAAUAUUACAACUAUUAGAGGUCGUGCACGUGAUUUACAUGGUUACAUUUUUGAUGAUCGUAUGUGUAUUGGUGCUUAUGAUGCUGAUUUUCAUCGUAUGGCUAAAUGCACUUAUCCAUCAUAUAUGAACAAAUAUUAUCCGAUUCUCCCAUAUUAUAUACCUUUACGUGCAAUGACUAAUCGAGAUAUCGAUAACUUAAUUCCGAUUGGUAAAACAAUGGCACAAUCAUUUUUAGUCAAUUCAGCAGUUCGUUUACAUCCCGUUGAAUUUUCAAUAGGACAAGCAGCAGGUGUAAUAGGAACGUAUGCAGUUCAAAAUAAUUUACUAAGUAUAGCAGAAAUGUUAAAAGAAGAACACUUAAGUCGUGUGCAAUCAAUAGUAAAACAAUUCACUCCAAUAUCAUGGACAAUUGAUGGAAAGCGCUAUCCAGAUGAUUAA
This is a messenger RNA of Rotaria sordida, 1656 nucleotides long. Lineage: Eukaryota; Metazoa; Rotifera; Eurotatoria; Philodinida; Philodinidae. The record is from the annotation of a GenBank genome assembly.